Molecule: messenger RNA, 762 nt
Organism: Geodia barretti
Lineage: Eukaryota; Metazoa; Porifera; Demospongiae; Tetractinellida; Geodiidae
Source: the annotation of a GenBank genome assembly
AUGAAAGGUGUCAUCCUCAGCAUUAAUCCGAAUGCCCGGGUAGUUGACCUUACACACGCUAUCCCACCACAAGAUAUCUACGAAGCGGCUUUCUCAAUUUAUGCCGCGCACAGCUACUUCCCGAAAGGAACGAUUCAUAUCAUCGUAGUGGAUCCGGGUGUAGGGAGCGAUCGACAGGCAAUAGUUUGCCAAACAGAGAGCGCAUUUUUCGUCUGUCCCGACAAUGGCGUGCUGAGCUACCUAUUGCAAAGCAUUGAGAACGGAGAGAAACACCCCGUAGAUGCAGUGGCGAUUCAAAACAGUGCGUACUAUCUAUCAGAAGUGAGCAACACAUUCCACGGCAGAGAUAUUUUCGCCCCCGUUGCGGCACAUCUAUCGCUCGGCGUUCGGCUUGAUAACAUCGGUCCGCCGACGCAAACCCUCGUUCAACUACCGAUUCAAGUGCCGGAACUCUCCGGUAAUACACUGACAGGGGAAAUUGUUAAAAUUGACAGAUUCGGGAAUGCGAUAACAAAUAUAUCGGAAACCGCAAUUGCUCGCUUAGAAAGCGCGUCUACCGGAGAGAUGUCUAUUUACGAAAUCAGAGUUGGAAGUGCGAGACUUAAUCGACUGAACCGCGCUUACGCUGAAUCUGGCAUCGGCAAACCUCUGGCAAUCAUAGGAAGCUGUGGGUUGUUAGAAAUUGCUAUCAAUGGUGGGAACGCCAAAGAAGGUUUGGGAAUAAAGUCGGGUGAUCCUGUUGUAAUUCAGAGGCUUGAUUGA